This is a messenger RNA of Seriola dumerili (greater amberjack), 2452 nucleotides long. Its product is annotated as serine/threonine-protein phosphatase PP1-beta catalytic subunit-like. The transcript has 8 exons. The record is from RefSeq and is a predicted model, not a curated record. Lineage: Eukaryota; Metazoa; Chordata; Actinopteri; Carangiformes; Carangidae. Gene Ontology annotation, biological process: circadian regulation of gene expression; regulation of circadian rhythm. Gene Ontology annotation, cellular component: cytoplasm; nucleus. Bases 21 to 1004 code for a protein of 327 amino acids. Gene Ontology annotation, molecular function: protein serine/threonine phosphatase activity.
UGUACAACAUCAGUUUGAAGAUGGCGGAGGGUGAAUUGAACGUGGACAGCCUCAUCUCUCGGCUCCUGGAAGUGCGAGGAUGUCGUCCGGGGAAGAUAGUCCAGAUGACCGAGGCAGAGGUGCGGGGCCUCUGCAUCAAAUCCAGGGAGAUCUUCCUCAGUCAGCCCAUCCUGCUGGAGCUUGAGGCACCCCUGAAGAUCUGUGGUGAUAUCCAUGGGCAGUACACAGAUCUGCUGAGGCUGUUUGAGUAUGGUGGCUUCCCUCCAGAGGCAAACUACCUUUUCCUGGGCGACUACGUGGACAGAGGGAAGCAGUCCCUGGAAACCAUCUGCCUUCUGCUGGCCUACAAGAUCAAAUACCCAGAGAACUUUUUCCUGCUCAGGGGCAACCAUGAGUGUGCUUCUAUCAACCGCAUCUACGGCUUCUACGAUGAGUGUAAGCGCAGGUUCAACAUUAAGUUGUGGAAGACCUUCACUGACUGCUUUAACUGCCUCCCCAUUGCUGCUAUUAUUGAUGAGAAGAUCUUCUGCUGCCAUGGAGGACUAUCGCCUGAUUUGCAGUCGAUGGAGCAGAUUCGCAGGAUCAUGAGGCCAACAGAUGUGCCUGAUACAGGCCUGCUGUGUGACCUGUUGUGGUCAGACCCAGAUAAGGAUGUACAAGGCUGGGGAGAGAACGACCGCGGGGUCUCCUUCACCUUCGGGGCCGACGUGGUCAGCAAGUUCCUCAACCGCCAUGACCUGGACCUCAUCUGCAGAGCCCACCAGGUUGUGGAGGAUGGAUACGAGUUCUUUGCCAAACGCCAACUGGUCACACUUUUCUCUGCUCCAAACUACUGCGGGGAGUUUGACAAUGCAGGCGGCAUGAUGAGCGUCGAUGAAUCCCUCAUGUGCUCCUUCCAGAUCCUAAAGCCCUCAGAGAAGAAGGCCAAGUACCAGUAUGGUGGUGUAAAUUCUGGUCGACCCGUCACCCCACCCCGCACCACCCAAGCCCCCAAGAAGAGGUGAACAUACAGCCUUGGCUCUCCCGCUCCUUCUUACCCUGUCCGUCCUUGGUCUGCCAUCAUGGCAACCCCUGUAACUCCCCUGUAUAGCAAAGAUACAGGGCUUAUCUAAUUGCCCAAGUCUUUCUCCUCUUUCUUCCCCACUCACCCACCUUCUCCCCAACUCCACUGACAGCUCUUUUCUUAAUGUGUAUGUGUACAUAAAUUUGCUGUGACCAAUCUGUUUUAUUUUUUUUGCCUGUUUGUUGGUAUUUUUGAUAUUAUUAACAAAUAAUCUUUUUGGUGGUUUUACUUCCAAUUCCAUUUGAGGUUUUCUGAGGUUCUGUGUCAUGUAAGGAAAUGCCUUCUCUGUGUAGAGGGGCAAAGUGACUUGAGUUCGAGGAAUUCUUUUUCAGUGUAAGAAAAACAAAAUGGAGAUUGAAAAUUUGUUUUGCCUUGACCUCUCAAAAAGCAGAGAGAGUCCUUCCAGUGUAUUUCAAUGAGACUGAGAUUUCCAUGCAGUGCUAAAUCUGUAGACACAAACAGCAUCUCUUAUAUUCCAGCUUAACUGUUCAAACUCAUUAUAGCUUGUGCAGUGCACUUUGCGGUUGCUGUGCACAAGCACAUUUUGUAUAUUUAACCAAUGAAAGAGUGCACCUCCCUGUGAGUUGCAAAGAAUGUGAAGAGACUGGCUUGUAUGAACUAUAGAGGCUAAAUGAGAUGCUGCUGGCAGUGGACACGCUAUAACCGAACAUAACGCCCUGUGGAGAUCAAUUCCUCCACUCUGUUAUGUCUCCCUGUGCCUCAACCCCACACCCACACAAAAACACGCCGCUUCUCACACAGAGCUGAUAUUGAUGUUUUCCUGGGUCUAUUUAUUAUUUGUUCUCAUCAAGAUAAUUUCCCCCCAUAUAAUCCUGUUGAUUUAUAGUGAAAAUGCCAGCCACCCUCCUUUCCCAUCACCCAAAAUGUUCAGGCACAGAAUAUAAAACACUGGUGGAGUUGGGAGUGGGUGGCAGGACCAGCCAGUUUUGUUGUGUGACAGUGAUGCCACCUGGUGUGCAAAUACAGUAUUACAGUGCAAAGUAGCACAAAUCUGAUGUUGUAUUGCUGCAAUUUCAAACUGGACAGCUCAAGAUGGGCUUUGCGUUACAAUGCCAGUACAAAAUGUUGGAGGUACUUCCGUUGUCUAUUUGGCUGACCGGUGAUUAGCCUUGUUAGCACUUCAGCUUCAGUCUACUGCGAAUGAGAUGCAGUUGACUUUUUGUGGAAAACAGUUGCCUCUUCUUUUUCUUUCUUUUUGCUCUUUGUGGUAUUCUUCUUUCUGUUGUAUUUCUAUGUUCUCUCUUCACAUUGUUUACUUUUUAUUCACUUAAUUUAUUUCCUAAUAAUGAUAAUAAGAAAACAAUGAGGUGUUACCAAAAGCUGUUUUGCAAUUUGUACAAGUUUGUUUGAAAGUCUAUAAAUUCAAUA